AUGUCUGGCAUUGGAGCGCCCUCUGGGGCCGUCGGCCACGGCUCCAUUUAUCAUUCGCAGAGUCCGGAGAGUUUCUUCACGCACAUCCCCGGCCUCAAGAUGGUGGUGCCGCGGGGACCGAUCCAGGCUAAGGGACUGUUCUUGUCGUGCGUGCGGGAGCCCGACCCGUGCGUCUUCUUCGAGCCGAAGAUCCUCUAUCGAUCAGCGAUCGAGCAGGUGCCCAUUAAGGACUACAUGGUGCCGCUGGGGAAGGCAGACGUGAUGGAGGAAGGUACGGACGUGACGAUGGUAGCGUGGGGCACGCAGGUGUCACACGCGUCUCAUGCUCUCUCUCUCUCUCUCUCUCUCUCUCUCCUCAACCUGGAGGCCCCGAUCGAGCGCGUGUGCGGACACGACACGCCCUUCCCGCACGUCUUCGAGCCGUUCUACAACCCCGACAAGUGGCGCUGCCUGGAGGCCGUCAAGCGACUCGUCAACUUCUGAGCGGGAGCGGGAGACGAUUUUUCCGACGAUCGUCGGUCAUCGUCGUGUUUUGACGUGUCGUCGCUACCGUUCGGUAACGGCGAUGUGUCGUCGCUACCGUUCGGUACGCCGAUGUGUCGUCGCUACCGUUCGGUACGACGAUGUGUCGUCGCUACCGUUCGGUACGCCGAUGUGUCGUCGCUACCGUUCGGUACGACGAUGUGUCGUCGCUACCGUUCGGUACGAAUGUGUCGUCGGAACCGUUCGGUACGACGAUGUGUC
Messenger RNA from Priapulus caudatus, 744 nucleotides. Its product is annotated as 2-oxoisovalerate dehydrogenase subunit beta, mitochondrial-like. Gene Ontology annotation, molecular function: catalytic activity. NCBI's taxonomy places the organism in Eukaryota, Metazoa, Priapulida, Priapulimorpha, Priapulimorphida, Priapulidae. The record is from RefSeq and is a predicted model, not a curated record. The transcript is spliced from 5 exons. Bases 1 to 483 code for a protein of 160 amino acids. Gene Ontology annotation, biological process: branched-chain amino acid catabolic process; response to nutrient.